AUGGCGGCGAUGCCAAUCGUCUUCUCCGAGCUCUACCUCGUCGCCAAGUUCUUCCUCAACCUCCUCCUCCUCAAACUCACCACCGUCCUCCGCUCCCGCUCCUCCACCACCACCACCACCUCCGCCUCCCCCUCCUCCGCCUCCACCGACGACGACGACCGCCGCCGCCGCCUCAUCGACGAGAAGUACCCUCAUUACCACUACCACGCGCCGCCGCCGCCGGGAGAGGACUGCGCCGUGUGCCUCUGCGAGCUCGAGAAAGGCGACGCCGUCAGGGAGCUGGGGUGCCGGCACACGUUCCACAAGGACUGCGUCGACACGUGGCUCGCAUUGGAAGCACGGAAGAAGAGAGCCAAAGGGUCGCCGCCGACGGCGGCGACGAUGACGUGCCCGCUCUGCCGGACAGGAGUCUUGCAGACGCGGCGCGUGGGGACCAGUUUCCUCGGUGGCGGUGGUUAUGGGUACGAUGACGACAGCUUGGAGUGGGGACAGCAGCAGCUCGCUUUAUUGCUCUGCUCGUUACGCGGUGACCACCGCCAGAUUAUUAAUUAA
Linum tenue is the source of this 552-nucleotide messenger RNA. NCBI's taxonomy places the organism in Eukaryota, Viridiplantae, Streptophyta, Magnoliopsida, Malpighiales, Linaceae. The record is from the annotation of a GenBank genome assembly.